This is a messenger RNA of Siniperca chuatsi (mandarin fish), 7119 nucleotides long. It is a transcript of the gene b4galt2, whose product is annotated as UDP-Gal:betaGlcNAc beta 1,4- galactosyltransferase, polypeptide 2. Gene Ontology annotation, molecular function: glycosyltransferase activity. Lineage: Eukaryota; Metazoa; Chordata; Actinopteri; Centrarchiformes; Sinipercidae. The record is from RefSeq and is a predicted model, not a curated record. Gene Ontology annotation, biological process: carbohydrate metabolic process. Bases 1216 to 2430 code for a protein of 404 amino acids. The transcript is spliced from 8 exons.
CCUUGUAACAGAGGAGCAGAAUGAAAAGGAAAGCGCGUUUCUGGACCAUCCGGGCUUCCGUAGGCAGCAGGAGCGAAGCAGCCACAUCCUGAGAGCAUCCUUUCCUUUGCUUUCUUAUCAUCCUCACCAAAACACAGCGGGAUGACGGGAAAUCAUGAGGAUAGCAUCUCUUUACUCACCGGUUUGCGGUAGAAUAUCGUUACGGGUUACGUUAGCCGUUUGGCUAGCGUAAUGCUACACAACAUGAGGCUUUUUUCCUGAUGAAGAGCACACAUAAUAGCCUGUCUGUGGAAACGAAAAGAAUAUAGUUACCCCUAGCAGAGCGAGCUGGGCUGAGCCUCUAGCUUUUUAGUGGGGUUUCUUUUUGUUUUGUCUUUUUUGUACAAAUUAGCAACAUUUUUAGCAGUAAAAAGCUCAUUGACAGUUUAUUUAUUUGAAUCUUUUUCCUCGGCUGAUGUGAAUGAAAUCAGUGGUGCUCCAGUAAAGAUGAUGCACAGAUAGAAGUGUUCGCUUGACAACAUCAAGGUGCCUGAGACUUUCCUGGUUUAAGACUACCAGCAGAGGGGACAGUAUUUUGGAGAUCACCAACCAACAAACUCUGCGAGUCUGAGUGACCUGAGGCCAUAAGAAGAGGACAUCUUGACUGAAAUGUCUGCUGACCCUCUACUCUACACUGAUGAAUGUUUGUCGGCAGCUUCCAGUUGUGCGCCAUCACCGGGAUCACUUAUUAAGUUUUAAGCGUUAGUCGUUGGACUAAUUGGACUGGCUUUUAACAUUGGGAUACCACAUUGCUGCAGCAGCAUCUUGACUCUGGGAUAGUGACUAACUCAACAUAUGAUCACAUGCCAAAUAUCAGCAAAGUUUAAUCUGAAAUUGGGGCCUCAUGUCUUAGAUUACACUGAAUUUACCAUUAGUACUUAUUUGCUAUAUCUACAUUUAAGUACAUUAGUGAAUAAGCAUAAAUUCCUGGAUCAAGGUUCAUCUCACCCAGGGAUUGAGGCUGAUUAAAACUUUUUAGUACUUUUGUCAUGCAGGGAAUCUGGCACAAACUGGCAACUCAGACUUUAGGUGUAGCUGACUGUGUAGCCUGCCUAUCCUCAUUAAUGACCCCAUGACCCCUGCAGAAAUCAGAUAGUUGGGUGUCAGCUAACCACAUCUCCUUAUCAGAGAUCUGAUAGCAGCUGAUUUUGCCCACAUGGCCGUCCAGAUGAGCGCAUGCCUGUAGCCGCGCUAUCGUUGUCGUGGCUGGCCGUCGCAGGACGGUCAUCUUCCUCGGCCAUGACCCGGCUGAUGUUGGGCCGGACUUUGGAGCGCAUCUGUAAAGGCGUCCUGCUGCUCUGCCUGCUCCACUUCCUCAUCAUGAUGAUCCUGUACUUCGACGUCUACUCACAGCGCUUCGACCUCUUCAGCCGCUUCAACAAUGGCCGCAACGGAUCCAGGAAUAAUGUCAGUGGAGCAGCAGGGAACGGACAUCAUUAUUACUAUUACAACCUUUCCAGGCCCAACGCAACGUUAGCCAGCUACCUGGCCACAGGCGAACAGCUGAUGCCAAGUGUGCAGCCCGAGACCAGUCAGACACCUUCCCCCAAACCGCUGCCGCCAUGCCCUGAGAACCCGCCUGGCCUCGUGGGGCGUUUGUUGAUCGAGUUCAGCUCCCAGAUGACGAUGGAACGAGUGCAGAAAGAAAACCCCAACGUGACGGUGGGAGGCCGCUACACGCCUCCUGACUGUCGACCUAGAUGGAAGGUGGCCAUCAUCAUCCCGUUUCGUCACAGAGAAAACCACCUAAAGUACUGGCUCCACUACCUCCACCCUAUCCUCAGACGGCAGAGGAUUGACUACGGCAUCUACAUCAUCAACCAGUUGGGGGAGGACACCUUCAACCGUGCCAAGUUAUUGAAUGUUGGCUACACUGAGGCUUUGAAAGAUGCAGAGUACGACUGCUUCAUCUUUAGCGACGUGGACCUGAUCCCAAUGGACGACCGCAACCUCUACCACUGCUACGACCAGCCGAGACACUUCGCCAUCGCCAUGGACAAAUUUGGCUUCAGGCUGCCCUACGCAGGCUACUUUGGAGGAGUUUCAGGCCUCAGCAAAAAACAGUUUCUGAAGAUCAACGGUUUCCCCAACGAGUACUGGGGCUGGGGAGGGGAGGACGACGACAUCUACAACAGGAUCACUCUGAAUGGGAUGAAGGUGUCCAGGCCAGAUGUUCGCAUUGGCCGCUACAGAAUGAUUAAACACGAGAGAGACAAACACAACGAGCCCAACCCACAGAGAUUUAAUAAAAUACAGAACACGAAGAACACAAUGAAGAAGGACGGCAUCAGCUCUCUGACCUACAGAUUGGUUCAGGUCAAGAGGUACCCUCUGUACACAAAUAUCUCUGUGGAGAUCGGCAAACCACCACCCCGGCCUUUUAAGGGCUAGAGAGAGAAACAGAGAGGAAGAUGAAUGGGGUCUGUGCACAUUAACUGGAGGGAAAAAGACGAGCAGAAGAGAGCUUAUAAGAAGGAAAUAAAGAGAACACACAUCCUUGAUAUCUGGAAAUAUGCAGGAGUGAAAAAGAGAGGAAAAAGUUUCAAGCACAUCAUUGUCUCUUUCUCCCUCUUUACCUCUCUCGGUUUUUUAUUUUAUUUCAGCUUGCCAUUUCUGUACCCAUGACUCAGGCUGUUUCCUCCUUCAGCUUUUUCAAGCAGCCAAUGGCUUCACACCUCCCACCUUUACCAAUCAGUGACUUCAAAAUUGAAGAGUGUGGACCAAAGGUCGAAUAUCAGUGGCUGACCGAAGGUUGGCGUCAAACUUGGAAGCUGAAACUUUGUCUCUCCAUUAACAAUCUUUUGUAAACUGGAGAGGGCAUCCAAGGAUAUAUUGACUGAGGAUAUUGACAGGAACUAUCGUUGGGAGAUUAGAGAUGAAACAAUAACAUCAUUGGAAAGUUUUCAUGGCCUGUUCGGAAAGACAAGCAUCGAGUGGGAUUUCUUGGAAUAUUUGACCAAGGUCAUUUAAACAACAUGAAAACAUGGGCUUUUUACAUGGAUACAAAGACAAGAGGACAACGGAUACAAGCAUUUACAGUGAUGGUCACAAGAAUGGGAAUUUCUAUUAGAGGAAAACUGUAACAUUAACAAAAUCUGAUGACAUGCAGUUACAGUCUAUGGAAUAGUAUCUGAUGGACUGCAUAUCAGAGAAAUCAGCUGACUCUUAUCUUGACAAAUGAUGCUAAUAGACAAUUUAAUAUUGACGUUUUUGUCAGGGAGUCAUCUGUUUGGAUCUAAUUAAUCAAUCAAAUCCUCCGUUAUCAAUUAAUGAAUGUGUAUUGUGCCUGCAUCUACCGCAGAAGACUCAAAAACAGUGCUGGGACACGCUGAUAAAACAUGUUCGUCAGCAGCAACAAACUCCUGAGAACUCUCUUUUUGUUCUUUUUUUUUAAUAUAUUAACUGAAAGUUUGGAAACAGAAACUGACUUAGUGUAGUGUCAGAAAAGGUUUGCCAACAGAAGUAAACAUAUUGAAGAUAUGAAAGGAUUUAUCCUGUGCUGAAUGCAGUGUGGUGGAACUACCUUGGGAAUGCGUUUUAAAUCAUCGAGGAACUGAAGACAACAAGGCAGAUAUAUACUGACAGCUCAGUCAUGAUUGUAACCCCAUGUGGCACAUAUUGGAGAUUAGGUUUCUGGAAACUUUGUUUUUUCACUCCACUAGAAGAAAGAUAGAGGUUUAUUUUGGUGAUCUGGGCUUAAAAGGUACAUUUUUGUCUCUACAAGAUGCAAAUGCCUUGAGGUACAUUAAUAUUCCUUAAGGUACAGAUUUGAUGAAUUUUACAUUAGAAAACUGGACUAUUACCAUAUUGGGGCACAAGGGGGUUAAACAUUAGAAAUGAGCUGUCAGGAUGAAGUCAUGACUCAUGUUUUACAGGAAAAAGCGUUGUGGAUACAAAAGCUGACUCUUUUAUACUGGCUCCAUGGACAAAGCUAGGUGAAAAGUAAUGCUUUUUGGAGGUCAUUCUUUAGCCUACAAUGUAACCUGGGAGUCAGAUUUUUUUAAAUCACAAUUCAUUUAAACUCUAUUGCUAUUGUUACUAUGCCACUUUCUCUCUCUGCUAUCUUUUUCUUUCAAUCUUUGAGAAAAAGACUAUAUCAUAUCCGGAAAGAGGAAAUUAUAAGGUGAUAGUCUUCUGUUGGUGGAAAUUGUGAAUUUUAAGGCAGUAAUGAGAAGUUAUCGUUUGAGUGAUUUGACUGACAUCUCUAUUGCUGCUUCAGAUUUUAUCAUUAUCAGCUGUCAGUUCUGUAUUGGAAUCUAUUAAACCCACUUUUUAGUUCAUAAAUGAUGGGAAUCAAAAAGUCAGAGUUACAUUUUUUUUUAUUAAAACUGUUUUAAUUUUAAAACUUUUUUGUCUCAUAUGAGUUUCAGAACUUUCCCUGUGUGAAAAAGGAACAAGCAAAAUCUUUCAUCAUGGUUUCCUACAUCAGUGAAUUAGAGCCUUUGACUGUUUUAUGCUUUGAUACAUCACGUUUUAUUUUUCCUCUACUGUCUCUACUGUUCAUGCUGGUGCUGUUGACGCCUGAACACCAAACUGAUGCCUUCAGAAGUUAUCUAUACUAAGGGGCCGGGAAGGUUGUUUUUAAUUUAAAGGUAAUUUUUGGUUGUAAAAUCAAUCGAUGUAGAUGUGUUUUUUAAGAUGGGUAAUACAGAAAUUAACACAUUUGUUUUAAUUUAAAAAUGAAAGAAGAAAAAAAACAGAUCCAGAUCAUGAAAAAUCUAUACAAAAUACUUCCACCUAUCUUUGAAUUUUAAACAGACAGAACAUUUUUGUGCAAUGUUGUAACUGUCUGAAUUUAUAUAAUUCGGAGCAAUUUGGGGCUUUUAUUUUGGUGAAAAUUGUGUAUUGUUGGCCGCCUCUUUGGUCAGCCUUGAGGCAAAAAAUGUUCCCAUCUGUUUGGCUCUCCGUUAUCUUCGCCUCAAGCCUGUUGGAAGGUAUGAUUGCUCCUCUCCAACACAAACUCCCUGCUACACACACACACACACACAUGCAUUCACACUGACUUCCCUUUUUUCUUUGCAUUAUCUCCCCUUUCAUUGCCUUUUCUUUCUUACUCUGCCAGUCCAGGCUGUGUGUGUCAAUGGCACUCUGUUGUGCUUUGUGGUGGGCCCACUUCAGGCACAGCUGUGUCUCACAAGAGUGCUUCUUCUUUCAAUAGAUAUCGACAGAGCCUCUCUUUGUUUCUUUGAAUCUGUGCCACUUACUGUAUCUUUAUUUUUGUUUUUAUUCUCUCCCUCUGAGUACACAUCCCCAUUUGUGAAUCCCCCCCCAUUCUCUCCCCCACUUUAUCUGACUCUCCUUUCCCUUUUCACCCUCCCUCCUUUCUGUAUUUUGGUACUUCAGAGUGCAGAACUCUCCUGGUGAGUUUCAGUGUUCUCAGUGGGAAGACUACAUGUGGAGAGCUCAACACAAUCCCUUCUCUAUACUGUUUACAGCUUACCCUGUGCAAUAUUACAGAUUUGUUCACAUCUACCCCAUAUCCCGCUUUAAAGUCAUUGUUUUCAAGUGGGAUAUGAGGUGCUUAUAUUCUUUUUGAAUGUUUCAGUUCAGUUUGUAAUGCAGACAUGCUUUUUUCCAAAUAGAUUUCUUUUGCCUCUAAUUCACCUGUCGAUUUGAAAUCCUUAUAAUCAGUACACAACAGACAAAAUGACAGCUAUUGCUUUGAUUUUCCCCAUUCUUACAGUAAUAAAGCGGCACUCCAGCGAUUUAGUCUUUUACUUCCAUAAAGUUGGGUGACUUUUGAGAGACAGAUUUAAAAAAAGGAAUGGACAAAACUGAAGCAGUAGAGGUCGGGAUAGCCUGACUUUUAGUCCCUAGCACGGGUCAAGAUCCAUAAACACUGGAUCCUACAUUUCUCAUAAUGCACCUGGAUAGUAUCUUUCAUAAAGUUGUGAAGUGGGAGGAACUAUUUUGGGCGCCCCUGGUUAUGGAAGUAAAGCUAAAAGUCAUUUUUCCCAUAGACAAUGUUAUGCCGGCUUCAGACUACACAACAUCAGCCCAAUAAUAGCCUGACGACAAAUCUCCUGGUUAAAUCAUCAGUACAAAAGAUUAAGAACUCCAUUAGAAAAUGUCGGAUUCUCUGCUAAAAAGUUAAAGUUACAAGCCUGUAUACAUAAAAACUUUGGUGGAAACAUUAACAACAACUGCCAAGAUGCAUUUCAGCAGAAAACAUCCAUCACAGAGCUUAAAAUUCUGUUACAUGCACCACUAACAGCGGGCAGAAGCUACAGAUUACGCUGUUUGUACUGAUUGUACAAUCUGCAGCUUAAAUAAAUUCACUUUGGAUUCCUGGGUCAAUUAUGGACAAAUUUUCUCAACUAUGGCGCUGUGUUUUGUUCUCAAACUCAAAUGGGGAGAAACACUUCUGGAAGCAGUGGCUCCUCCUACUUCACAUCUAUAACCCUGAUGACAUCAAGGUUUUGUUUUUUUACUUUUAAAAACCUCCCUCCAGAGCCACAGAUGAAAUUAUACAGCUGUUUUCACAGGUUGAGAAGUACUCCUCAUGACGAGUAAACUUCAUGUGUAAAAUUGGUGGAGUUAAUUAAGAAUUAAUUCUAGCUUCAUCAAGGCUACUCUGAUAAAUUACAGGCGACCCUGUAUGAGGCUGGUUACAUGAAGAAAGUGCAAGCUGAGGAGUGACAGUUAGUGAAAAAAGGAAGGAUAUAGCAAGAGAGGCAUGGCCCCAGUGUGUAUAAACAGUAACAUGGGAUAUAGAUGUAAAGAUCAGCAACAGAAACUUCAGCAAAAAUAGUAUCUGAAACGUUUUCUUUACUUGAGAAUAAGAAGAACCGUGAGGAGUGCCUGAUGUUUCUUAUUGGACAUUUGACUUUUGAAGCUGUUCCAGUUGUCAAGCACACCUCAGGUGGUUAAGUAUUCGAAAACUUUUUUUCAAAUACAUUUUUUUGCUUGAGAGCAGACAGGACUUUCAGGCCUGUGGGCAUUUUUAAACAUUUACUGUAUCUCUAGCUAUGGUUUUUUUGUACAUUGAAUGUUGAAAAUGUUAUAUCUUAUAUAGAAUGCAUUAUGUCAUAUCAAUCCUACUUUUUCUAUACAAUCAAUAAAUCUGAUGGUUAAAGAUUG